AUGGCCGCUGCUACACGAAAAGCUAAUAUAAAACAAAAACCAUAUAUGCUUAGCGUAUUCAACCGGUUAAACUGCAAACUCUACCCUACGAAACCCAAACAAGUAGAAGUUGUUGCUUUACCAAUACUUUGGGAUAGCUUGAAAUCUGGAGUGGCGGACCUCGAAAUGAAGAAGGCUAUCACCGAAUUUGCUAAAGGACUCACCCAACUGAUGGGUGAGCGUGCUCUACUUGAUCAGGCUUCGAUGGAGCUGGAUCCAUCACGGAAGAAGUUACUCGAAUCAUUGAUACGAUAG
Messenger RNA from Cylicostephanus goldi, 294 nucleotides. NCBI's taxonomy places the organism in Eukaryota, Metazoa, Nematoda, Chromadorea, Rhabditida, Strongylidae. The record is from the annotation of a GenBank genome assembly.